This is a messenger RNA of Funneliformis mosseae, 441 nucleotides long. NCBI's taxonomy places the organism in Eukaryota, Fungi, Glomeromycota, Glomeromycetes, Glomerales, Glomeraceae. The record is from the annotation of a GenBank genome assembly.
UUCUUUCCUGCUGUCCCAAAUGUAUGUUCCAACUCUAUUGAUAUGGAACCAUUAGAAGGUGAUCAAUUCUGGCCAAAACAACAUAAAUCGCCCAAUAAGUUGAAAAAAAUUAUCUCCAAGACAUUUAAAUCUCUAGAACGCAAAGUGCUCCGCAAACCAAAAGAAAUCACUGUGACCAAAGAAACCAUGGUUUCUGAAGUUUCGUCAUUCUCAAAUGAUGAAAAUAUAAUUGAAAUUGAUGAAAUUGAUGAACUUAUUGAUAUUUAUUCAUCAAUUCCGGAAUCGUUGGAUAAAGAUGAAUCUAAUUCGUCCAAUAUCGUCGGAUAUGAAGCAUCAUCUACAUGUACUUUAGCCGGAAAUGAUGCCAUCGAUCAUAUCGAAAACGAUUCUACCAAAUGCAAUCCAAUAAAAACAAAUUCAAUUCUUUAUAUUCCUUAUUAG